AUGAAAUUAUUAUUUGUAAUACUUUUUUUGAAUUUUUGUGCGAAUUUUAUCAAUUGCUGGCUGGCUAAAGUGCCAUAUGAUCCAGAGGAAUUUGCCAGAUACAAUAUAUCAACAGAAGAUGUACAAUGCUUUUCCAAAUCCCAUGGCCUUAACAGCAUGAGCAUUGGAGAAGUAAAACCUUUGGAAAAAACUUGUGGAAAGGCAAAAUGUUCCAGUGACCGGACAAUUCAUUUAACUGGGUGUGGUAAAGCGAAAGUUGCUCCACCGUGUCAUGUGGGACCUGGAGAUUUGUCCAAACCGUAUCCAGAAUGUUGCUUUGAGAUAAUUUGUCCAUAA
Molecule: messenger RNA, 336 nt
Organism: Ceutorhynchus assimilis (cabbage seed weevil)
Lineage: Eukaryota; Metazoa; Arthropoda; Insecta; Coleoptera; Curculionidae
Source: the annotation of a GenBank genome assembly